UGAGCAGGGAAAGAGACGCGCGGACGAGCAGACAGAUACUCGGAAUGAGCAACAAGUGACCUGGCAGCUUGUCUCCUCCAGCAGAUCCCAAUUUUUUUCCCCCCCCUCGAAUCCACGGAGAUGAAGUGGCCGGGAGUGUUAGCCUGUCUGAGCGCGAUGUUCAUGGUCGGCAUCAUUGUCCAAGCCCUGCGUCAGGAGAUGAGCCUGCAUAACGCGAAACUCCGAAUGGUGCAGAACACGGCGGAGAUUAAGAGAAAAGAGGAAGCCAUUCUAGAAGUGAAAGGCAAAAUCGAGAAGCUGAAAAUAUCUAUUGGUGACGUCAACCAAAAGACAGACGAUAUAAAGGUCAAGAAGGACGAAAUUGUGAAGUCAACACAGAAAUCAGAGACAGGUCUGCAGACCUGUAACAAGGAGAAGGACGAUAUUGUGAAAAAGAAGACCGAACUGACGAAGGUCAUCUCCCUACUCAAUGCUAAUCACGGAGAAGCUAAAAAGAAGGCUGAGGAGGAUAUUCAGAAGUUGAAACAACAGAUUUUGGAUAGAGACAAAGCUGUUUGUGCUAUUGCAGAUACAACCAAGGAGGAAGCACGGAAGCUUUGUGGAAUUCCUGAAUCUCCACAAUAGAGCCAAUUCUGGAUGAAUCAACAUUGACUGUGAGCUGUUUGUCAUGCAUGAGGAUCCAUUUUUAUAAUACACUGUUAUGAUUACAGUGCCGCAUGUUUAUGAUGAGAAAAUCAAAAACUUUGUGAAAAAAAAAAAAAAAAGUAAUGAACAUCAUAUUGCACAGACAUAGGGGAUGAGGAAAUAUGCUACACAUAAUUUUGGUGUUAAUUUUGUUUUGUUCAACACGUUGAUAUAUGUUAUUACAACCUUCACAAAUAAACGAUAUCAUGUGAACUGA
Messenger RNA from Labrus mixtus (cuckoo wrasse), 901 nucleotides. RefSeq lists its product as uncharacterized. The coding region runs from base 121 to 624 and encodes 167 amino acids. The transcript is spliced from 4 exons. The record is from RefSeq and is a predicted model, not a curated record. NCBI's taxonomy places the organism in Eukaryota, Metazoa, Chordata, Actinopteri, Labriformes, Labridae.